Messenger RNA from Fusarium subglutinans, 1857 nucleotides. Its product is annotated as zinc-binding alcohol dehydrogenase domain protein. Gene Ontology annotation, cellular component: membrane. The transcript has 5 exons. NCBI's taxonomy places the organism in Eukaryota, Fungi, Ascomycota, Sordariomycetes, Hypocreales, Nectriaceae. The coding region runs from base 1 to 1857 and encodes 618 amino acids. The record is from RefSeq and is a predicted model, not a curated record. Gene Ontology annotation, molecular function: oxidoreductase activity, acting on NAD(P)H.
AUGUCAUCCGCACGAACAGAAAUGGACCGAUCGAGUGGAGACAAAGAGACAGCAUUCUGGUCUGCACAAGAGGAUGGUCCUGAGAAGACGUCGUAUGGCGUAGCCACAGCCCAACAAGAAGCAGCUCGACAAAAGGAUAUAGAAUUUCGUCAGAAGUUUGGUGACGCUGGUCCCCUCGGUCUCUCUGGGUUUGCCUUCGCGACGUUCUUGACAGCCUUGGUCAACCUCAAUGUUCACGGCGUGACGAUUCCCAAUAUCGUCAUUGGACCGGCUCUGGCUUAUGGAGGGCUUGCUCAAUUACUUUCUGGCAUGUGGGAUAUCGCAAAUGGCAAUACAGUCAGCGCAACUAUUGCCUGCUCGUAUGGCUGUUUCUGGAUCUCUUUUGCCAUUAGUAUGAUCCCCAGUUUCAACGUCAGGGACGCUUACCCUACCCUAGCCGACUAUAACCACGCCAAUGGACUAUUUCUUAUGGGGUUCUUCAUCUUCUCAGUGGCCAUAACUCUGUGCUCUAUGAAGUCGAAUGUCUUUUCUCUGACGCUUUGCCUUCUCGUUAAUUGCACCUGGCUCUUCCUCGGGGUGGCUAACCUCUGGACUGAAGAGUCGGGCGCUCCUAAUAACGUGCUCCUCAAGUGCGGCGGUGUGACUGGCUUGUUGGUUUCAUUCACAGCAUGGUAUCUUAUGUAUGAAGGUUUGGCAAAUAGACAGAAUAGAAGUGGUCUGGUCAUUUCUUCGACUAUGGAACUCUCCAACAAAGCCGCCUAUCUUCUCAGCCCCAACAGUCCCCUGAUUGAGGUCAAGUCUGCACCCGUUCCUCGGCCCGGACCAAAUGAACUACUCAUCAGAGUAGAAGCCGUUGCUAUCAACCCAGUCGAUGCCGUCAAACAGUCCAUGGGCAACAUGAUGUUUGAAUGGCUCACGUAUCCUCUUAUUCUCGGUUACGAUGUCGCCGGCCAAGUUAUCAAAGUUGGGGCUGACGUGAAUCAAUUCAAAGAAGGUGAUAGGAUCGUGGGACUGGCAGCUGGUAUGGAUAAGCGUGGACGAAGACCUGAUGAGGGCGCUUUCCAGGAGCUGGUGGUGAUCAGAGAGCAUUUGGCCAUCAAAAUCCCCACGGGCAUGAAGAGCGCUCACGCGAGCGUCUUGCCACUUACUGCGGUUACCACUGCAUGCGCACUCUUCCAAAAGGAUCAACUCGCGCUUCAAAUGCCUCAGCCCAAGGCGCUUCGCAAACCCACUGGUGAGACGGUCCUGAUUUGGGGAGCUAGCACGAGUGUUGGGAAGAAUGCUGUGCAACUUGCUGUCGCAGCAGGAUACAAUGUCAUCGCCACAGCAUCACCCAAGAACUGGGAUGCCGUUCGCAGUCUCGGCGCAUCAGCAGUAUUCGACUAUCGCAGCUCAUCAGUCAUAGACGAUAUCGUUACAAGUCUAAAGGGCAAGAAAUGUGCAGGUGCCGUAGCCAUCGGCCAAGGAUCCCUGGUAAAGUGUGUCGACAUCGUCACAAUGAUUCCCAGCGCUGCAAAGAAGGUAGCCCAAGUCACCCUUGAUAUGCCAGCGUCGCCACCAACGAGCAAGUUAUCCAUGGUUCCAUUCGUCGCAAAGUAUCUCUGGCUGUCCUCAACAAACAGACUCAAGGUCAUGACCAGCGGAGUCCGAAGCAAGUUUGUUUUUGGGACGGAUAUCAUGGAGUGGGAUGUUGAGGGCAAGAUUGCCUUGUAUUUGAGUGAAGCACUAGAACUUGGAGAGUAUGACUUGCCUUCGGAAAUUCGAGUUAUAGGCUCGGGUCUAGAAAGCAUUUCUGAGGCACUUCAUGAGGUGCGAAACGAGACAUCUGGAAAGAAAAUUGUAGUUGUAUUAGAGUGA